CACUCACUACUCUUUUCUUUUAGUGAAUAUCUAUUUCUUCUGCUUCUGAGUUUUAUCCCCAAAGAUUGAAGCUCAAGCUCAGAGGAAACACCACAUGGGUGGAGGAGUGAUGCUACCACCACCGGUAGCCGGUGGGGUUGGGGCUGCCACCGCUGCUUCUGACCACCUCAAUCUACCAAGAGCUACUAACCUUCACUCUCCCAACCAACCCACUUCUUCUUCUUGUCCUUCUCAUCUGAACCUUCCAGUGGCAGCCAAUUCCACUGCAUCCUUCAGGCCAAUCGGAACCAAUUCUUCAUGCCCCGGUGAAAAUAAAAGUGUGGUUUGGUCUUAUUAUGACUCUGUUUUUGGCCCCGUUCCAUCUCCAACUGAAGCCAAUAAAGCCAUAUCUGACCUUCAAAGCUUCUUGCUGAGCUUUCAAAAGCCUGGAUUUGACUGGCUUCACCAGAUGAUAUCCCUUUACAGUCCAAGAAUGCUGCAAUCUUUGGGAUAUAGAAGAGUUGAUGAUGCUUUUAGGUUGCUCCAAACAGAACCCUCAAUUCAGAAAAUGGUCGUUUCAAUAUCAUCCGAUAAAGCAGUGUGGGAUGCCAUAAUGAACAACAAGGCAGUUCAGGAUCUCAGGCAGUCGCUCUGCAGAGCCAAAGAGGAAGGGCCCGAGAGCUCUGGAGAAGAUUUCGACUUAGCUGCACAGAUAGUGAAGUGGAUUUUGGACAUGGCUAAAGCAAUGGUUAUGGAACUCAUUGAGAAAUUCAGCUCUCUUGUAGACAAGUUAUUUCAGCCUCCCGACAGCAAAAACCCGGCUGCUGAAAUCGGUAACAAGCUGGAUAAUGAACUUAGAUCCUCAUUGCUCCUCUCCAUUGUCAUUAUUUUGAUUGUAGUAGUAACUCGAGCACAAGGGCUCCAUGGUUAGAAGUUCAGAGUCUGCAUUGUUAUGCAUAGAGCUCAAGAACAUUCACUUAGUUUGUUCUCAAGAAUCAGCUUAGUUGAAAAAACUUCUUUUGUCAGAAGCCAACAGACACCAAGAAUCUGUAUCUGGGGAUCUAUGAAUACAGCACAGAAGAAUUUACUUCACAGAUUCUGUUCUUUCUUUUUUUUUUUUCCUUUUAGCAUCUGAAACUUCCAUGAUUCUGAUCAAUAUGUGGAAAAGUGAGCUUAUUACAAUACCUUUUGAGCAUCAUUAAAGUAUCGAUGUAUGUAAAUAAUAUACUAUUUUACUACGUAUAUCUGAUAUUGUUUACAU
Diospyros lotus (date-plum) is the source of this 1240-nucleotide messenger RNA. RefSeq lists its product as uncharacterized. NCBI's taxonomy places the organism in Eukaryota, Viridiplantae, Streptophyta, Magnoliopsida, Ericales, Ebenaceae. The coding region runs from base 95 to 910 and encodes 271 amino acids. The transcript has 4 exons. The record is from RefSeq and is a predicted model, not a curated record.